Messenger RNA from Xiphophorus hellerii (green swordtail), 867 nucleotides. Its product is annotated as gastrula zinc finger protein XlCGF8.2DB-like. Gene Ontology annotation, biological process: regulation of transcription by RNA polymerase II. NCBI's taxonomy places the organism in Eukaryota, Metazoa, Chordata, Actinopteri, Cyprinodontiformes, Poeciliidae. The annotation marks the transcript as partial. The transcript is spliced from 2 exons. Gene Ontology annotation, cellular component: nucleus. The record is from RefSeq and is a predicted model, not a curated record. Gene Ontology annotation, molecular function: DNA-binding transcription factor activity, RNA polymerase II-specific; RNA polymerase II cis-regulatory region sequence-specific DNA binding.
AUGACCGUGGGAGCCACGGGGGGUCAGGGCCAGCGAAGAAAACCUUUCUCAUGUGUCAUCUGUAAGAGGCGUUUUGCUUUCAAAUCUGUUUUUGAUGCUCACAUGAGAACUCAUACGGGUGUAAAGCCGUUUACAUGUGUGACCUGUGGAAAGAGUUUUAGUCAAAAAUCUAAUUUAACUCAGCAUAUGAUGAUUCACACUGGUGAAAAGCCGUUUUCAUGUGUGAACUGUGGAAAAAGUUUUUGUCUAAAACAGCAUUUAACUCAGCACAUGAUGAUUCACACUGGUGAAAAGCCUUUUUCAUGUGUGAACUGUGGAAAAAGUUUUAGUCGAAAACAGGUUUUAACUCAGCACAUGAGAAUUCACACAGGUGAAAAGCCGUUUUCAUGUGUGAAUUGUGGAAAAUGUUUUAUUCAAAAAUCUAUUUUAACUACGCAUAUGAUGAUUCACACUGGUGAAAAGCCGUUUUCAUGUGUGAACUGUGGAAAAAGUUUUAUUCAAAAACAGGAUUUAACUCAGCACAUGAGAAUUCACACAGGUGAAAAGCCGUUUUCAUGUGUGAACUGUGGAAAAUGUUUUAAUCAAAAAUCUAUUUUAACUAAGCACAUGAUGAUUCACACUGGUGAAAAUCCGUUUUCAUGUGUGCACUGUGGAAAAAGCUUUAGUCAAAAACCGGCUUUAACUCAGCACAUGAGAAUUCACACUGGUGAAAAGCCAUUUUCAUGUGUGAUCUGUGGAAAAAGCUUUAGUCAACAACCGGCUUUAACUCAGCACAUGAUGAUUCACACUGGUGAAAAGCCAUUUUCAUGCGUGACCUGUGGAAAGAGUUUUCGUCAAAAACAGGAAUUAACUCGUCACAUGAUGAUU